Molecule: messenger RNA, 1716 nt
Organism: Scleropages formosus (Asian bonytongue)
Lineage: Eukaryota; Metazoa; Chordata; Actinopteri; Osteoglossiformes; Osteoglossidae
Gene: gcat
Product: glycine C-acetyltransferase
Exons: 9
Coding region: 75-1355 (426 amino acids)
Biological process (GO): biosynthetic process; L-threonine catabolic process
Cellular component (GO): mitochondrion
Molecular function (GO): glycine C-acetyltransferase activity; pyridoxal phosphate binding
Source: RefSeq, a predicted model, not a curated record
CGUUGAACACGCCCACUUGCGCGUGUCUUCCUUCUCGCGGCGAUUCGCGUGUUACGGUUCCAGACUGAAUCGCUAUGCUUCUCCGGUCAGCUGUCAGCAAGCUCGCCAGCCCGCUGCGGGGCUCCUUCUGUCUCUCCGCCGCAACAAAUGGACUUUACUCCUCUUUAGCUCAGGUUCGAGCUGUUCUGGAGGGCGAACUUGAGUCGAUAAGAGCGGGCGGGACGUGGAAAGGGGAGAGAGUAAUCACGUCCAAGCAGGGUCCGCACAUCAACGUGGACGGCAGCCGUGGGGACAUACUCAACUUCUGUGCCAAUAACUACCUGGGUCUGUCCAGUCACCCCGAAGUGGUGCAGGCAGGUGUCGAGGCCUUGCGGGAGUACGGCGCCGGCCUCAGCUCUGUGAGGUUCAUCUGUGGGACGCAGGACCUGCACAAGAGGCUGGAGCAGAAGGUGGCUCAGUUCCAUGAGCGAGAGGACGCCAUCCUCUAUGCUAGCUGUUUUGACGCUAACGCUGGGCUCUUUGAGGUCCUUCUGGGGCCAGAUGAUGCUGUUCUGUCUGAUGAGCUGAACCAUGCUUCCAUCAUUGACGGGAUCCGGCUGUGCCGUGCGAAGAGGCUGCGCUACCGACAUAUGGAUCUCAAUGACUUGGAGAACAAGUUAAAAGAAGCCCAGUCCUGUCGUCUGCGACUCAUUGCCACAGACGGCGUGUUCUCCAUGGACGGGGACGUUGCGCCUCUGAGAGAAAUCUGUGACCUUGCUGAGCGAUAUGGAGCCAUGGUUUUUAUCGACGAGUGCCACGCCACGGGUUUCAUGGGUCCUCGAGGCCGGGGCACAGAUGAGCUACUGGGAGUGAUGGACAAGGUGCACAUUGUCAACUCCACCCUAGGGAAGGCGCUAGGGGGUGCAGCUGGUGGGUACACAGUUGGUCCUAAACCUUUAAUUGAUCUGUUGAGGCAACGGUCGCGUCCUUAUCUCUUCUCAAACUCCCUGCCUCCCCCGGUUGUGGGCUGCUCCACCCGUGCCAUCGAACUACUGCUCAAGUCGAAUGAGAUUGCCCAGAGUAUGGCUGCCAAGACCAAGAGAUUCAGAGAUUCCAUGACUCGGGCUGGCUUUACUAUCUCUGGCUCAAACCAUCCCAUCUGUCCAGUGAUGCUUGGGGAUGCACGUCUUGCCUCGUUGAUGGCCGACGACAUGCUGAAGCUGGGAGUAUAUGUAAUCGGCUUCUCCUAUCCAGUGGUUCCGAAGGGGAAAGCUCGAAUCAGAGUCCAAAUCUCAGCAGCUCAUUCUGACCAGGAUAUCGACCGCUGCGUUGAUGCCUUCACACAAAUUGGGAGAAAGCAUGGAGUCAUUUCCUGAGCAGACUUGUAGGAAAUAUAGGAUGACUGACAGAAUGUACAAGUUACUUAAACAAGAGUUUGUCCAGCAUUGAGUGUUACCAAUCUGAAUAGGUCAGUUGCAAGGAAUCACCUCUCCCAAAAAUGUAUAUUUUUCCUGACGCUAGCUUUUCUAAAAAAAAAAAGUUAGUCUGAUUUCUAAGGAAGAAUAAAGAUUUGUAAUGACAUUGCUUUAUUUUAGAAUGCUAUUCAUUACAUUGAUCUUAUUGUCCAUUUUAUUCUCUACUGUUGAUGAAGGUUUUUUGUUUUGCACAAAAGAUUGAGUAUCAUUUGUUGCUUAAACAAAGCUUCUUUCUGAAGCUGGUUGCCAUAUUUGACCCAGA